Hibiscus syriacus is the source of this 1336-nucleotide messenger RNA. Its product is annotated as CRS2-associated factor 2, mitochondrial-like. Lineage: Eukaryota; Viridiplantae; Streptophyta; Magnoliopsida; Malvales; Malvaceae. The transcript has 5 exons. Gene Ontology annotation, biological process: Group II intron splicing. Gene Ontology annotation, molecular function: RNA binding. Bases 38 to 1111 code for a protein of 357 amino acids. The record is from RefSeq and is a predicted model, not a curated record.
ACUGCCAUUAGCAAUCAAAUUCUUUUGUUCCAGAACAAUGCAAAAACUCAUUUCACGUCCACUGUCCAACCUCCCAAGACCUUCCCUUUCUUUCUUCUUGUCCCAAUUUGUUUCCAAAACCACUUACGAUCCUUCAUUUUCCCCUAUUUCCAAACCCCUUGAACCUCCAAAACUCAAACCAAAGCCACCCGACCCAAAGCCGAACCGGAACCCUGCUUCUCCUAUCAAAUCAAGCCUCCCAUUUGACUUCAGGCACUCGUACUCUGAAUCCGACCCGAGUCUGGAACCCAUCGGGUUCCGAGAGCCUAAGAGGUUUUCUCCAUUUGGACCUGGCAGGCUCGAUAGGGAAUGGACCGGGACUUCAGCGCCGGUCCGAGAUGAAGUUGAUAGUUCUCGGGUUGAAGAGGAGAGGGUUCGGGUUCUUGGGGACCCGCUUACGGAGGAGGAAGUUGGGGAACUGGUUGAAAAGUAUCGGCAUAGCGAUUGUGCUCGGCAAAUCAAUCUGGGGAAGAAUGGGGUCACACACAACAUGUUGGAUGACAUUCACAAUCAUUGGAAGAGAGCUGAAGCUGUAAGGAUAAAGUGCUUGGGAGUGCCAACUCUUGAUAUGGACAAUGUUUGCUUCCAACUUGAGGAAAAAUCUGGGGGGAAGAUCAUCUACCGCCACAUAAAUAUCCUCAUUUUGUAUAGGGGUCGAAACUAUGAUCACAAGAAUCGACCGGUUAUACCUCUUAUGCUAUGGAAGCCUUAUGCUCCUAUAUAUCCAAAGCUUGUGAAGAACGUUGCCGAUGGCCUAACCUUUGAAGAAACCAAGGAAAUGAGAAAUAGAGGACUCCACUCUCCUGCUCUUAUGAAACUCACAAGGAAUGGAGUGUAUGUAAAUGUAGUGGCCCGGGUUCGGGAGGCCUUUGAGACUGAAGAGGUGAUUAGACUUGACUGCACUCAUGUCGGUACGAGUGACUGCAAAAGGAUCGGUGUAAAGCUAAGGGACUUGGUUCCUUGUAUGCCUAUUUUGUUCAAGGAUGAACAGAUUAUACUCUGGAGGGGAAAGACUGAUCGGGAAAUAAACUCCAACAUUUCAGAUGCCAACGAGAAAUCUUCGAGUAUUUAGUUAAGUUUUUAAACCGGAAAUCUGAUGCGGUAAUGAAUUGGACUAGAUUGCUUGUUGAUUCCAUUGCCCAGAGAAGCCUUGGUUGUCGAUGAAAAUCAACAUACCAGCUCAUUUAAGCGAAUUGUCUUCAUCUGUAUGCACUGGUGCAUACUGCAUUUCAGUCGUUUGGUUGUCUGUUUACAAGUUUGCCAUUGCCCUGAAAUUUAAAACCAGUCUUCAUAAUGU